AUGGGGGAUACAGUUGUUGUGAAAGCGGACGAUAUGGUAAUCCAACCAAAGAAUUACAUGAGGGGGUAUGUAACGACCACCGUACACUACCUUACGUCUGUUAUAUUUUACAUCUGUUUGAAUUUUCUGAAAAACUAUCCUCUGACACUUAUAGCUUUCUGUAGAUCUCAAAUACUUUCUAGACAAGCGAUCAAAAGUUUUAAGCCAGCUCCUCGUUUUUAUUCUUUAGCUGUUGAAAGAAGUCAAGAAACAGCUACAAACGAUUUCAGCAAUGUCAAUAAUAAACGCAAUAACGAAGCUCAGAUUAGUGCUCUCCGUGCCCGUUUAAAUCUACAAUCGGUAAACAUGGAAACCUUUAAACAAGCUCUCGCCCAUCGAUCCGACCAAAAUGUCAGUCUAGCAUAUAUUGGGCAGUGGGUGUCUACUUUAUGCGUGUCUGAAUAUAUUCACUGUAAAUACCCCAACCUAUUCCCUGAUGCUUUAGAGUCCACUGUUACGGCUUAUAUUGGACAUCAAUCUUUGUCAAACUUGGCAAGAGAAGUUGGAUUGGACUCCACCACUAUAUCGUCAUUUGAUCAGCAGCAGGAUGCGAACAGGGGGUCCAACAGCAAAGCUAAACUUGCUACGAGUGAUUGCAUGCGUGCUCUGAUUGGAGCUAUAUACAAAGAGAAUGGAUUUGAUGCUGCAAAGAAGUUCAUUCAUGACUUCAUCUUAUCGCGUGAAUUCAAUGUUAAUGAUACAAUCAAUUUCAAAGAACCUAAACGUCAUCUAUCAGCUUUGUUGAGAAAGUUAAAUAAGGAGCCUGCUAUAUCAAGAAUUUUAUCAGAAACUGGUAGAGCCUCCUCUUCACCAGUGUUUGUUGUUGGUGUCUUUUCAGGUUCAGAGAAGUUGGGAGAAGGAUUUGGGUAUAACUUAAAAAUGGCAGAAUUUCGCGCUUGCCAUGCGGCUUUAAAUAAGCAUUAUGGCAAAGAAGUGGUAGAUUUCACUCUGCCUUCUGAUGCUGAUAAAGUGACAAAUUAUACUGCGGGCCCAUUAGGUGAUACUCAAGCUAUUCCUUAAUAAACAAAAUAUUAUUGUAUUCAUUUAUCCAUUUGUUAGCUUAUCUAACGAUCUAUACUGUACACAAUUUGCUUUUACUUUUCCGGUCUUUUGUUCACUUAUUUAGAUCCUUUUCACUGCAAAAUAAAUUCCUUCCUGUAAAUUGUAUUGGGAAAAGUUGUGUCAAACCUCCCUAAUUUUUCUCUAACUGUUUAAAGAUGUCAUUUUUCAAUUAUUACCUGUGCCAACCAUUGUGUAUUC
This is a messenger RNA of Mycotypha africana, 1299 nucleotides long. Its product is annotated as ribonuclease III domain-containing protein. Gene Ontology annotation, cellular component: nucleus. Gene Ontology annotation, molecular function: double-stranded RNA binding; ribonuclease III activity. The transcript has 6 exons. Lineage: Eukaryota; Fungi; Mucoromycota; Mucoromycetes; Mucorales; Mycotyphaceae. The coding region runs from base 1 to 1059 and encodes 352 amino acids. Gene Ontology annotation, biological process: primary miRNA processing; regulation of gene expression; rRNA processing. The record is from RefSeq and is a predicted model, not a curated record.